Messenger RNA from Drosophila albomicans, 3882 nucleotides. RefSeq lists its product as uncharacterized. The transcript is spliced from 4 exons. Lineage: Eukaryota; Metazoa; Arthropoda; Insecta; Diptera; Drosophilidae. Gene Ontology annotation, biological process: G protein-coupled adenosine receptor signaling pathway; adenylate cyclase-activating G protein-coupled receptor signaling pathway. Gene Ontology annotation, cellular component: membrane. Gene Ontology annotation, molecular function: G protein-coupled receptor activity. Bases 902 to 3334 code for a protein of 810 amino acids. The record is from RefSeq and is a predicted model, not a curated record.
AAAAAGCAACAAAUAAUAAAACUUAAUAAAAAGCUAACUCCAUAACCAAUUCCAAUUCCAAAUCGAAAUCAAAUUCCAAAUUCAAAUGCGAAUGCGAAUACGAAUUCCAGUGCGAAAGCGAAUAUGAAUACGAAUCGAAUUGAAGAAUUCAUCACAAAUAUAAGUUGUCAAUGAAAACGACGCCAAACUGAAGUUUUCCAUCAACUUUAUUUAUUGCAAAGUGACGAGUGCCGUGCCAAACUUAAAUUCAAAUUCGAAUUCAAAUCCAAAUCGAAGUCAAAGUGUCAAUUGAAUUAGCGCGCCAAUCGCGCGUCAUUUGAAGUUUUUUUGUUUCGAGUUUAAUUCAAGCAACAGGUGUCAGCCACCGAGAAACUCUUUUGUCUGCCUCCCUCAAGUGAAUCCCCCUGCUUAACCCCCUCAUCCAUCCGCUGUGGCUGUUGCAAAAAUUCACACUAAUUAGGAGCCACUAAAGUGAAAUUGAAAACCUGCUUCCGGAAGUGUUUUUGUUGUUAUUAUUGUGGAUAAACCAUUGCAGUCUACUAUUUAUCGACUGUCCAUAAAAUAUAUAAAAAGUGAAGCAAUUUUGUGAGUGUGUGUGUGUGGAAAACUUUGCAACAAAUACAAUUAGAAACUUCAGCUACAUGAAGGACGCGUUGUUACUGUGGGACAACGAACAGAAAGUUUACACGGCGAACAUGGCGUAUGCGCAACGUGCACUUGCAACAUGUGUUAUUUAUGUCCAUGCCCCGCUGCAGAGUCAAUUAAAAGCAACGCGCCUCACCGCACAACAUAAUUGAAAACAACAACAGAAAAGAAAUACACAAACAAAAAAAAACACACACACACCACAAUUAAUUAGUCAAUUCCAGAAAGAGAGAGAGAAAGAAACUGCAUCGAAACCAUGUCCGAGUUUCGAUUUUUCUCGUACAGCGAUUUUGCCUUCUCCACGUCCAAGCAGUCCAAAGAAUGGAUCAGUCUGCCAAUCUCACAGUAUCAGGCGACGACGACCAAACCAAUUGUGCAGGAGGGCAUCGAGUUUGACAUUCCGUAUACCGUCUUCGAGGUGCUCGUCGCCAUCUUCAGCAUCAUUGGCAACCUGAUGGUCAUCAUUGUGUUUCGCCGUGAACGAAAGCUGCGUCGUCGCACCAAUUACUACAUCGUUUCGCUGGCCAUGGCUGAUUUCCUUGUCGGUUCCUUGGGUAUUCCAUUUGCCAUCUUGGCCUCGGUUGGUUUGCCCAAGAAUCUGCAUGCGUGUCUCUUCACCGUUUCGUUGUUGGUCGUGCUCUGCACCAUCUCCAUCUUCUGCCUGGUUGCUGUGUCCGUCGAUCGCUAUUGGGCCAUCCUCUAUCCGAUGGCCUAUUCCCGCAAUGUUCGCACUCGCACUGCCAUUGUCAUCAUCUCGGUGUGCUGGGUGGCUGGCACCAUUGUUGGCUUCCUGCCGCUCUUCGGCUGGCAUGCAGAUGUCCAGCACGAUCAGGAGUGUCUCUUUGUCGAGGUGAUGGACUACAACUAUCUGGUGUUUCUCUAUUUUGCCACCAUCAUCACGCCCGCACUGUUGAUGCUCGCCUUCUACACUCACAUCUAUCGCGUGAUCAUACGGCAAGUGCGUCAGAUUGUCACCAUGAAUCCCGCCUCGGAUCUCAGUCGCCGCUCGUCGACAGCUCAGAUGCAGGUGACGACCCCGGGGCGAGCAGGACACACAGGCACGAUGUUGCGUGUCCUCGGAGCUGCACGCAAGCGUGAUGUGAAGGCCACACAGAAUCUGUCGAUUAUUGUGCUGUUCUUCAUGAUCUGCUGGAUUCCGCUGUACACGAUCAACUGCAUCAAGGCCUUUUGUCCCGAUUGCUAUGUGCAUCCCAAGUUGACGCUCUUCUGCAUCAUACUCUCGCAUCUCAAUUCGGCGGUGAAUCCUGUGCUGUACGCUUAUCACCUCAAGGACUUUCGGCUGGCCUUGAAGAACCUUAUGCUGAAGCUGAUGGGCGUGGACAUUGAUCAGCAGGCGGAUGCGAUGCAUCGCUUCUCGCUGGCCAGUCAGCAUCGUCUGCAGUCGAUGGACUCCAAUAUGCGCUCCACGCAGCCGCGCAUGUAUGUGGGUGAGUAUUCGCCCAUUUGGCUGCGACAGCAGCAGGAGGCGCUGAAGAACUCACAACUCCUGCCCAAGUGUGGAGUGCUCACUCCGUGUGUGAACAGCAUCAAUCAAACGGUGGCCGCUGCAGUUACCGCUUCCACGGAUAUUGAGCGGGAUAUGUGGAACAUUAUGGAGGCUUCGAGUGGCGCCGAGUUGGGCGAGGUGAGCUACGAGUUUCCCAGUGCCAAGCAGCAGGCGGCACAGCUCAGCGAUCACGACAGCAGCAUCUCCAUCUCGGCGCCGGCGACAGCAGCUCAAUCGUUGCCACAACAGCAGCAGCAGCCGCAACGUUGUGACAGCGCCUUUUCCUACGAUAAUCAAAACUACUCGACGGGACCCGAAGAUGGCAUUAGUUUGCCCGAGGAUCUCGAGUACGAGGAUGUCUUUGUGCCGCCCAACAACGUCAACUAUCAAGGUGUUGAUCCCGUUGAGCUUCGUCGCUCGCUGGCUUGCGUGAUGCGGGAGAAGCUGCGCUCCGAUGACACCGAUUACUACAGCCAACAGCGGCUGCCACAGGACAACGAACUGCCCACGGAGUUGCAGCUGGAACUCAAGCGCGAAAUGGAGCUGGAUGCCAGCUCCACACGCACCUCGCCCAGCAAUGGAUCACUGCCGCAACUGCUGCGCUCCAAGCUGCUGGCCGUCAACUCGAACAGCGAUCACUGCUUGCCCCUGCCACGCUCCAGUAUGCCCGGUGCCGUCUAUGUGAUCGAUGGCACUACGAAUCCGCUAUCAUCGAAUUCGGGUCACAAGCCAAAGUAUCGCAAGUCGACGGCGUUGACGCGCAACUCACGCAAGAAGAGCCGCUCAUGCUCGUGCACCAGCGAACAGAAGCUGAUGAGUUCCAUCGAUACAACCUGCUCGAAUGUGUCCAGCGAUACGCACAACAAUAAUCUCAGCAAUCGCUAUGAGGAGCCACUGCAGACGCCGCCUGUGCAGAGUGGGAAUCAUGAGCAUUUCUUCAGUCCAUUGAAGUCGGUGGGCAGCUUUAUGCAGCAUUCCAAUCUCUUCAAUCUGUUCCAGCCUCACGCCAGCAAUCAGUCCAAUGCGACUGUGACGGCUGCUCCCUCUUCAAUACCACUUCCUCCUCCGCCUCCGUCUGCUCCAGCAACAGCAACAACAACAACACGACUGACCAUCGAUGCAUUGACACCGCUGUCGGCGUCGUCCUCAUCCUCGCUAGUCGCCGCCAGCGUUGAGAGUUGACCACAGUGCAAGAACAGUGCUCGGGAAAAUGCUUCCGUCAUUCCACCCACAACUCUGACUACACCCAGUCCUUCCAAUCCUUGCACUAAUCCUCAAGCGGCAGGCAAACUCUAGGCAAAUACUCGCAAGUCAAAGCUUUUAUUUUAAGUUCAUCCGAAUUACAAGUACAUAUAGAAGUAGAAGUCAAUGUGUGGCAUCGUUUCCAGUUGCUUUAUAGUGUGAAUUAUGCGCAUUUAUUUUCCAUUACAAUUAUGUUAGUUAAUUGUUCGAACUAAUGCCUAAACUAAUAAUGUUAAACUUAAAGUGAAUUUAAGCAAAUUAUUGUAUAUUGUGCAUACUCGUGUUUCCCAACAACAAAACAAACCAGAAGAAUAGAAAAGAAAAAACAAACAAAACAAAACAGAUAAACCAUAAAGAUAAACGAAAACAAUUUCUCUUUUUGGAUGUUAUAUGAUAUGAAAGCAGUUAAUCCUAUGUACUAUAAUAUGCAUGUGUAUUUAUCAAAGUAUACUUGGAACGUCUGUGAAAACCAAAAUAUAUAUAUGUAU